Caenorhabditis elegans is the source of this 1455-nucleotide messenger RNA. RefSeq names its product Core-2/I-Branching enzyme (gene T14B4.9). The transcript is spliced from 9 exons. Gene Ontology annotation, molecular function: glycosyltransferase activity. Gene Ontology annotation, cellular component: membrane. The record is from RefSeq and is marked reviewed. Lineage: Eukaryota; Metazoa; Nematoda; Chromadorea; Rhabditida; Rhabditidae. Bases 36 to 1400 code for a protein of 454 amino acids.
CCAUCUGUCAUCCAUUCUUUUCCGUUUUCUCCAAAAUGUGCUCCAAAUACUCCAGGACCUUCUUCUUCUUAUUACUCACAAUGCUUGUUUGUACAAUUGUGAUCUUUUCAAUGGCACCUAGAAUAACAAUGAGUUUUUGGACUUCAAAGGAAACUAAUAUAUUAUGGAGACGCAAAGAGACAGCUCAUUUGGAUUGUGGAAGAAUUUUGGCAAAUGAUAGAUCUUAUAUCGAAAAGUUUAUUGGUGAGCAUCGAAUACCCCUGAGCUCAAAUUUGGAGAGUUUAGAUAUGUCAUGUUAUUCAAUUCAAAAUCGAAUUAUUCCAUUCAAUUUUCAUUUGAGGCCGUUGAAAAUUGGUGUUGUAUUUGCACGAGUUGUCUAUAAAGACUAUGAAUUUUUGGAGAAACAAGUACAAAUGUCAUAUCAUCCACAGAAUAUAUUUUGCUUUUUCAUUGAUUCAAAAAGCAAAGAUGAUUUUAAAUGGAGAAUUAGGAGACUUGGUAGAUGUCUUCCAAAUGUAUUUGUAAUAGAUGAAGAACUUCGAAUAGAUUCAGCGGGUCAUAAUAUGAAUUUAGCACACUACAAAUGCAUGGAGAAGAUGGUAAAAUUACCGGAUUGGGAUUAUUUUAUACUGAUGCAAAAUCAUGACGUCGUUGGAAAAUCAGUUUAUGAAAUAUCUAGAAUAUUUGAGAUUCUUGAUGGUGCCAACGAUAUUGAUAUUGACAAGGAAUUCGGGAGAAUAGAUGAAAGUUUGAAGUGGGAUUUGAAAACGUUGAGAUUAUUUCGAGAUGAGUCUGCUCUCAACUCUACGUACUUGAACAGUACGUUACGAGUUUCCAAAGGAUCAGUGCAAGGAUCAUUGUCGAGAGCAGCAGUAGAAUGGAUGGUGAAGACAGUAAAUCCAAGAGUGUAUCUAGAUCAAUGGAAUGAAGGGGCGUACGGAGUUGAUGAACAAUGGAUAUCAACAUUUCAAGCCAAUGAUUUCCUUGGUAUGCCCGGACAUUUUUCUGAUAUAUGCUUGAAUGAAACAGGAAACAAGACAGAUUUUAUCACAAGAUGGAGCAAGUGGUCAUGGUCCGACGAGAUCGCUAGGAAAUGCGGAAGCAAAUUUGUAAGACACGGAGUUUGUAUAAUGGGUAUUGAAGAACUACCGGUAAUUGCUCAAAUGCCAAAUAUUAUGUUCAAUAAGAUGUUACCAUCGUUUGACUACGCCAUCAUCGACUGUACGGCAGAGUUGAUAUAUAAUCGUACAUUUUUGGGUCAGGAAGAUCAUCCAUUGGAGGAAGAAUAUUAUGCAAAUAUGGUUAAUGUAAUUUAUCAUAAACACCACUUGGAACCGAAUUACGAGUUAAAUUGCACCCCGGGUUACGAACUAUGGAGAAAUAGAAAAUAUCCUUUAUGAUUUUUUCGUUAUUCCUGUAUUUAUUUUAUUAUAUUUAUAAAAAAUGCGUUUUUUU